This is a messenger RNA of Penicillium hordei, 381 nucleotides long. RefSeq lists its product as uncharacterized. The record is from RefSeq and is a predicted model, not a curated record. The transcript is spliced from 2 exons. The coding region runs from base 1 to 381 and encodes 126 amino acids. NCBI's taxonomy places the organism in Eukaryota, Fungi, Ascomycota, Eurotiomycetes, Eurotiales, Aspergillaceae.
AUGUUUCACCGACGUCGCCCCGCUACCACAACUACUCGAACCACCAAACCUACGCUGAUGACCAAACUCAAGGGGCGAAACGCGAAGUCGCGCACUGUCAAAACCACGACGACAACGCACCAGAAUCCCGUCCACGGCCAUCAUCAUACUGGUCGCACUGGUCCUACCGGUCGUACUGGAGGCCGCUUUGGUCAUAGGAACGCCUAUGGGCCUCCUACCCAUACUCGCCAUCAGCGAAAAACCACCCUUGGCGACAAGAUCUCCGGCGCUAUGUUGAAGUUGAAAGGAAGUUUGACGCACCGCCCUGCAGUCAAGGCUGCUGGAACCCGCCGCAUGCAUGGCACUGAUGGACGUGGAAGCCACGCACACCGUGUCUACUGA